Columba livia (rock pigeon) is the source of this 12300-nucleotide messenger RNA. RefSeq names its product prune homolog 2 with BCH domain (gene PRUNE2). Gene Ontology annotation, cellular component: cytoplasm. The transcript is spliced from 20 exons. Gene Ontology annotation, biological process: apoptotic process. Gene Ontology annotation, molecular function: pyrophosphatase activity. The record is from RefSeq and is a predicted model, not a curated record. NCBI's taxonomy places the organism in Eukaryota, Metazoa, Chordata, Aves, Columbiformes, Columbidae. Bases 133 to 9438 code for a protein of 3101 amino acids.
GCGGGCGGCGGGGCCGCGCUCCGGAGCGGGCAGCGCGGGGACAGCGCAGGAGCGCUGCGCUGCGCGGCGCGGUGCGGUGCGGUGCGGCGCGGCGCGGCGCGGCGGGGCGCGGCGGUCCUGCCGGCCGGCGCCAUGGAGGAGUUUCUGCAGCGCGCCCAGUCCAAACUGAACAGGAGCAAACGCCUGGAGAAAGUCCAUGUUGUUCUUGGGAAUAAAUCCUGUGAUUUGGAUUCACUUAUUUCUACUCUGGCCUAUGCCUACUUUCUAGACAAGGUCAGUCCUCCUGACGUUCUUUGCUUACCCGUGUUGAACAUACCAAGAAGAGAUUUUAGCUACUUUACAGAGACAAGAUUUAUAUUGGAGGAGCUGAAUAUCCCAGAGUCAUUCCACAUCUUCCGAGAUGAAAUCAAUUUGAACCAGCUGAAUGCUGAAGGGAAAUUGUCUUUAACACUUGUAAACAGCAACAUGCUGACAAGUGAGGAUAAAAGUUUGGAAUCAGCUGUUGUCAAGGUCAUCAAUCCAGAUGAGAAAGGUGAUGGAAGCCUGGAUUUACAAGCGUCUUCUUCCUCUUUAGUAGUAAAAGAGAUUCUUCAAGAGGCACCAGAGUUAAUCACUCAGCAACUGGCUUAUCUCCUCAGAGGAAGCAUUCUCUUCAAGUCUUUGGAGGCUGACAGAAUUACAGAGCAGCAGGAAAAAGUACUGUCAAUCCUUGAGGAAAGGUUUCCAGACCUUCCCCCACGGGAGGAAAUUAUCUCUGUUCUCCAGGAAACUCAGUUUAACACACAAGGUGUAAGCAUUGAGGAGGUUAUGCUGAAGGAUCUCAAGGAGAUUUCAGAUGGAGAAAUCAAAGUAGCAAUUAGCACUGUGUACAUGACACUGGAGGACUGCGUGUUACACAGGAGUCUCAUUGGUGACCUGAAAGUAUUCAUAGAUAAAUACGGGUUUGAUGUACUUGUCAUUUUGGCCAACUGUUUGUCAAAUGAGAAGCAAACAAAACGACAAAUAGCAGUAUACUCGGAAAACUUAGAGCUAGGCAAUCAAAUCUGCUGUGAAUUAGAAGAAUGUCAGAAUCCUUGUUUGGAGCUGGAUCCUCUAGAAUGUGGAUGUGACCAAGUUCUCGUUUAUCGUCAAGAAAAUUCUUUGGUGACCUGUGAUCAAAUUUUUCUUCUAAUUAAGGAAGUUAUAAAUAGAAGACAACCAGAAAUGGUGUCAAACAGUAGAACAUCUUCUACUGAAGCUGUUGCUGGAAGUGCUCCACUUUCACAAGGAUCUUCUGGUAUUGUGGAGUUAUAUGGUUCUGAUGUAGAGCCACAGCCCAGUUCUGCCAAUUUUAUAGAAAAUCCUCCAGAUCUAAAUGGGUCUAUACAAGCCAACGUUGACGUUAAUGUAGACCUUGUGAGUCCAGACAGUGGAUUGGCUACCAUUAGAAGCAGCCGGUCUUCCAAGGAGAGUUCUGUUUUCCUUAGUGAUGACAGCCCUGUUGCAGAAGGUGCUGCUUCCCAUCACAGUCUUCUGCCUGGCUUUGAUUCCUAUAGCCCUAUUCCUGAAGGAGCAAUAGCUGAAGAACAAAAACCUCAGUCUAGAGACAAUAGCGAUAACUUUGAUCUUUUCAGUUUUGAUCUAGCACCCGUGGUCACAGCUCCAUCCGAGUCAUCUUCUCGUUCUGUGGAUUGUUCCCCAGCAGACGACUAUUUCCUUAAUAGUGAUUCAUCAGAAGGGCAACAACUCACUGUGCAGAAAGAAGUUGAUGAGACAAACAUGCUAGAAAAUGAUACAGCAAAUUAUUCAGCUGACCUACUUAUAACAACAAAUGAGGUAGACAAUUUAGCUGCAUUUGAUGAGAAUCCAGGAGAAAUGUGUGAGAAAACUUCAAGUUUGAUCAAUUUAGUUGAAGGUGAUUCUUCUUCACCAGAAAUGUUGAAAUCUGCUGAUUCAAGAAUUCCACCAACUCCUAUGAACAGUCUUGUAGAAACUUCACCAUUAGAUAAUGGACAACCUUUAUUUUUCCCACAAGAUGUCAUUAAAAAAAUUAAUGAAAUAGAUGACACAGAUCAUUGUCACUCUCGUGUUAGAUAUGGGAGCUGGUGGGAUGGCUUUGAUCUAGAGUCCAGAAAUGCUGAUACAUGGAGCUUAAGUGAGCAGGAAUCUGUAUUUCAGAGCCCAGUCUUAUGGAAAGAUUGUAAAGAAAGUCCCUUGCUACGAGAACAUGUUGACAGGAGAGCCUCAGAUUCAGUGUUCCUCCAAAAACAGCCAAAGCAAAUGGAAUACAUGAGAGCAGGUCUGUGGGAUCAUCAGUUUAAACAAGAUACUUGGAACCAUGAGAGUCAAGAGAAAAACAGUGAACAUACACAUUUGCAGUCUGCUUCUUCAGAGGAAACAAAGCAAGAACUGGAGAGCUUUACUGACCUGUGGAACGUCAGUCAGCCGCCACCUAUGAUGUCAGAUGCAUGGUGUUGUGGUGAAGGAAAAGGUAGUCAGAUAGCUGGAGACUCUUAUGAAGUCUGGACUAAGUUUGAUGCAGGAGAUAUUGCUAGAUCCUCAGAAAAUAUAUGGAACAUGCCCAAACUGGAUAGAGAAAAAAAAUCAGUGAAUAUUCCUGAAGAAUGGGCCAUAUCAAAAUCGAGUUUAUCUGAUUCUUCAGAAAACACAGUGGACAAUGAGACUGAAAAUCCACCUAUCCAGGUAUCUCCAGAAGCCUGGGAAAAAGAAAAAUAUUAUUCAGGAGAAGAAUAUGGAAAAUCUGAAAGUACAAAUUCUGUUUUCAAUAACAUGCAAAAUAGCUGCAAGUUGCAAACAGAGGAAAAAAAUGUAUUGGGUGACCUUAAACACAGACCAAACCAACUUGAAAAUAUAGAGACCUGGAAUAUGUCUGAUAAAAACAUCAGGAAAGAAGUAACAGAAGUAGUGGCGCCGUGGGAGGAUGCUUUCCUGUACUCAGAUCUUAGCUCCUCCAACAUAGGUGAAGACUUAGUUGUUUCUCCACCAGACACCAAUUAUUCAACAUCUGAUUCAUAUGUAUCACCUACAUAUGUGGAAGACGAAAGAGAAAAUGAGGACAAAGAUUUUGACAAAGAAAUAGUUAUUGAUAAAUUGAUAAACCCAGAUUUGGCUGAACCAAAAGUACUUGAGAAAGCAAAUAAGGAACCGUUAUCUCCUACAAACCUACCUUUUCCAAGUGCCAGAAACACGAACAUCUGGAACACUCCCCUGAAUAACAUCACCCAGUUACAAGAACGAAACUCUGAAAUUACAGCUCUUUCUGCCUCUGUUAAACCUUCUGUUAAUUCAGAACAAACAGCUAAUCCAUGUUUUUCAACUGAGAUACGUAGCAGUGAAAAUAUUUUUUCUAUAUCUGAAAACAAAAGAAUAACACUGAUAAAUGAGCAAACAGUGAAUGACUCAUCACCAUCACAGAACAAAUUGAAUUCCAGACAGCCUGAAGCUGAAAGUGUAGAAGUAGUGAGCAGUGUUCCCGUAGAAGACACAGACACAUCUACGCCAACUUCAGACACUGGGAAUGGUCUGGAUCUGAAAAUAAGUGACUUCGUAGGGAACGAGAUGCUUAGUGAGGAGGCAGCACAAAACGCUGCUGAUAUUGAUGAAAAGCUGGAAAGUCAGGAUUCAGUGCAGCAGCUGAACUCAUGGAGUUUACAGAGUGAGCAGGGUAGUGAGGAAGGCUGGGACAAUGCCGUUGUCACCUCUCAGGAAGGAAAAGAGGCAUAUAAGAGAACAGAUGGAACAAGUGGACAGCAAAUGAUCAGUGACUUUUAUAAUAAACCAGUACAAGAGGACAGUGAAUCUUCCUGUAAUGCAGAUUCAGAAGAAAACAGGUCAACAAAUGAAGUUCCCAGCUCCCCAGAAAAAAUGAAGAAAAGUGUUAGUUUGGAAGCAUUAGACAGAGAGAAUGAGUUGUUUUCUAAUCAAAGCAAUCCAAUUUGUCAGGAAGAGAUGAAAGAAUUGUCACAGAAUAAUGUAGAAACUUCUUCAAGUGCUUCUGAGGAAGUCAGAAAUUAUGGAUAUUUUGAUGACUCCAGACCACAUAAUUACAAUUAUAGUGAAACAUCACAGCUGCUUUCUGAAAAAGCUGAAAAGGAGACUAAAGUGAUAGAGGAUGCAACAAGUCCUGAAAUGGAAAGUAUCUCUGAAAGUUCUGAUAAGGGUAGUGAUAAUCCUGAAAAUAAUUCUUCCAAAAUGCCCCAAAACUCAGGCAUCUGGAAUGACUCUGAAAAAAGUGAUUUUCACCUUGCCACAUCAAUGCCUUUGACAAACGAACCACAAGAAGUGCUGGGGGAAGUGAAAGGGAGCUUACAUGAAGUGGCUCCUAACCACCCUAGCGUUUGUGAUUCUGAGUUGGUGUCUUUCAAAAAUAGCUCAGAACUGAACAGAACUCAUGAAAAGUCUUUCAUAGAUGAGUUUAAAAAGAGUCCUUCUUCAGCAUAUGUCAGUGUUCCUGACAUUACAGAUACGUCUGUGGUGGAAAAUUCGUUUUCACAUGAAAUACAUUCUGGGAGAAAUGAAAACCCUGGAAAUUCAGACCCUGCUAAUAAUCUUUGUGGGGAGCCAUGUGUAAUGCUUAGUGGCAAUUUUCCCCAAGCUGCUUGGAAUUCACAACCAUGUGAAGAUUUGCAGUCUCCUGGAACAAGUCCUGAGGCAAGUGAAAUCCUUGAAAUGGCAAAUACCACAAGUAGCCUUUCAAAGGAUAUACAGAUCAAAAGUUACUUGGAAGAAGAUAAUGUGUGGAGUGAUUCAAUAAAUGAUUAUGCACACUCAAGUGGAACAAGUCCUGAUUUAAGUGAUGCAUCUGUGAAUGUGUGGGGAGACCUUCCAGUUGCCAGUCAUAACAAAAAAAUUCAGGAUAUAUGGGAUAUUAAAAAUAAUAAAAAUCUCGAGGAUGUUCAUAAAAGGAAUGAAUCUAGGAAGGAACAUGAAGAAGGAUUUGAAGCAAGUGCUGAACAGAACAAAGUUCCUAAAAGCCUGGAUUUUUGGAAUGCCCAUGUGGAUGAUGAUACUGUAUCUUCUUUAUCAAGUCCUGACAUAAAUGAGGAUUCAGAGAACUCAGAGGCAUGCCCAGAAGUAAUUCAUGAAGAUGCCACGUAUGGAAACAAACAGGGCAAAGUGUCUGAAAUUGGAGACAAUUACGCUCAAUCUAGUGCAACAAGUCCUGAAGCAAAUGAAGACCAUUUAGGUGCAGAAACUAAGGUGGGAGAGGAGGUCCAAAUAGGCAUCUUCAGUGAAAAUCCUGAAACUAUUAAAGCUGGGAAAGUAUUGCAGGAGGACUUGACUAUAAUGGAGCAUAAUGAGACGUCUGAAUAUUUAGGUCACUGGGAAACACUUCAGAAAAACUCUGAGAUUAGUAUUUUCACUGAAAAAACAGAUAGCAGGGAAGACUCAUAUUUGUGUCAAAUGAGUGAAGAAAGUACACCGACUUUUGCAGCUGGUGAUAAAGAAGAGCGUUCUUCAAAAACUGUUGAUAUGUGGAGUAGGUCAUUGAAAGCUGAUUUAAAAACUGAUCCAGAAUCCUCAGUAGGAACAUUUGGUUUUCCAGAUGACAAUUCAAAAUGGUGGAAUUCACAACUUUGUGAAGAAAAGCAACUGGAAGAUCAAUAUUCUGUUUCAAGUCACUCUGCAACAAACCAGUUGACAAAUAGUAAGCCUGACUCCUGGGGAUCACCUUCAGAAGAUGAAGAACUAACACAAGCACAUUUCACAAAUGAAAGUAAUGAUGGAAUUCAGACUUCCCUCCUGCACUGUGAUGAAAAAGAAAAUGAAAGGCUAGUAAAUCCUAUGAGUAUUCCUGAUAGUCAAAUAAGUCAGGACACUGUACAGUUCAAACAAUUUGAUCCUUUCAUACUGGAUAAAGAAGGGGGCUUAAAAGAUCAGUUGUUUCCAACAGAUGAGGAAAAGCAGCUGACACCACAGAAUCCUUUUCCAGAUGAGGAACAAAGUAUGCCAAAUACACCAGUUCAAGAAAUCACUGUACUAGAUCUACCAAAAGACAACCAGGGAAAUACAAGUCUCAUUCCUCAAGAACAACAGCAGGACACGUGUGAAAGAUUAGAAGCACACAACUCCCAUCCAGGUGCUUUCACUGUAGAAGACUUAUCUUUUGAAAUGACAGAGAAGUCAAGUCCAGGGUGGAGUAUUUUAGUUCCCCAAACUGCACUUAUCCCAGAUAUUUUACAGGAUAACACACAAGAAAGUAAUCAGCAGUUUUCGGUGGAACCUGACCUGUGGACUGCUGCUGAGCAGAUUGUCACUUUAAAAUCAGAUGGUGAAAACCCUGAUAUAUUAAGUCACUGUGAACAAGACAAUAGUUCAGAGGCAUCAAGCAGUCCUGAUGUGUGCCAGGAGUAUGAAGCUAAGCGUGCUUCUAUCCCAUCUUCUCAGACUGGGCUUGAACCUGAAGACAAAGGUAGUCAGAUGAUUCAUGCAUGGUCAAGUAUGAGUAAAGAGGCAGAUUUUGAUUCAGAGUGUCAAUUAGUAAUGCAGAAGGUAGAGACACAGUCUGAAAAUGAUAGCUCCCAGGACUAUGAACAAGGAAAGACUGAUGACUCCUAUCAGCUAAUCUCUUCUAAUAUUCAGGAGCCUUCUGAAUUUUCAAUUUUGAAAGAAUAUGGUCUAGAAAAUAAGCUUGUUACUGACCCCAUUGAAUCAGCUGAGAUUAGCAGUGAAGUUUUAGAAGGGACAUCCUUAGAUCUGAAAGACACAUUCCAUGAAAGUUUUACGCCUGCAAGUCAUCAAGGAACACCAGCUGAUACAGCUCAAAAAGAAACCUCCCAAAUACAUUUUUUUCCCAUGGAUCUCACUCUACCUGAUGUAGAAGAACAAAGCUUAAAAGAAAUAAAUGCCUUGGCCGAAGUUGGAAAAUAUUCUGAUAUUGCCCAUACAGCAAUAUCUGGUGAUGAGCUAGAACUGUCAGAAGAAUGCAUGGAUGAAUCUGAGACAGGAGUAGAACAUAAGAUCAGGAGCACAUCACUGACUGACAUCCCAGCAAGCACAUGUGGUAGUAUGAAUAUAGUGGCAGUAGUAGGCAGUGAAGCAGCUGAAGGGGAAUUAAAGGGUAAACAGAUACACUUUCCUAAAUCCUUUCUCCCUGGUGAUAAUGAAGGCUGUGAAUCUGAUUCAAAUGAUCAGCCAGUUGAUGACAUAGCAAAAGAAUCUGAAGAUUUACUUGAAAAUUAUAUUCCCAUGUUUAAAGAAAUGCCCAGUGACCAAUCACCAGUGGUGUGUACUCCACCAUCCUAUGUAUCUUUUGAUGCUGAACCCUCUGACAGCACAGAAUGUGCAAAGGAUGACCUCUUAUUACAGCAGCCGUUUUGUGACAGUUUUUCUUUGGAAAAACCUUUACCACUGCCAGGUCCGCCGGAAGGUGCAGAAGGCAUCCUAACGACUGAAGACAGCAACAUUAAAGAUCAGGUGUCUGACACAUCCACAGAGUGCCUUCAGGACAAUCACACGUCAGUACCCUCACUCUAUGAGUCUGAAGUAACUCAAGGAGCUUCUGAGACUUCGAUAGGAGAAUCUGAAGCAGAAACAACUGAUCUCGACUUACCGCCAGGUGGAGAUAAAAGAUCACUUGAUGAAGCUGUCACUGACUCCCUGCUUCCUAGGGAGAAUAAGCUGAGGAAUUCCUCUGAGAGCCCUGAACUGAAAAGUGCAGAGGGUAAGGAAGAUGUGAGAACGCAGGUGCACCGAGAUCCAACAUCACUGGAGAUGGAUUACAUCCUUGUUACUGAGGAAGAAAAAACACCUACAGCAAAGGAUACCCUUGAAAGAAAUGAAAGUGAUUUUGCAUUUCAAGAAGCCAAGGUGGCUGAACAAACAGAGUCUGAUGAAGGCUUUUCACUGGGCUCCUUGGAUACAUUUCAGCCAAUCUCCAUUACAAAUGAAAUGGAAAAUCACUCUGUUUGUGAGACUGAAUGGGAUUCUGUUCAGUUAGAGGAGGAAAGUUCUUCUGUUGUGCCUCAAAAGCUGGAUGAUGAAGGAAGAUUGCAGGAAAGCUAUGGGCAAGAUGAGGACUGGAUUAUAUUGGGCCAAAAUGAAAUCAGUGACAUAUCACCUGAAGAAAUUUCUGCUGAAUCAGAGAUGCCAAAAUCAGGGUCUGGACAUUCUGGUGAAGAACUGACUGCCGUUGCAGCACAGGAAUUGAUUCUUGGUGCUCACGCAGGAUUUCAAGUAGAAACUCCCCUUCAGAAAUCUUUUGAACAUGAGGGCUGUUCUCCUUCAGGCAGCCUGACUACCAAGGAUGAGAGUUCAGGCAUUGCAGGAACACAUGUGUUGGAGGUGAUUGGUGGUGAUGGUGCAUGGGAAGCGAGUUCUCAACAGAGACUUGGAGACAACAUAGCAACAGAACAAGAAAUGAAGGAGGAAACAGUGGUUCUCAAUAAUGAAAGAGACUUGAGUCAAAAAUCAGGGUUGGUAGAAGAGGAUGUGGGAAUGGACAUCCCCUUUUCUGAGGGUGUAUUAAGCCCCAGUUCCACAGAGAUGAGACCCGAACCUCCCAAUUCUCUUGAUCUUAAUGGUUCCCAUCCCAGAAGGAUAAAGCUCACUGCUCCAAAUAUUAAUCUCUCUCUGGACCAGAGUGAAGGGUCUGUGCUUUCUGAUGAUAAUUUGGAUACACCAGAUGAAAUUGACAUCAACGUAGAUGACCUUGACACCCCUGAUGAAGCAGACUCUUUCGAGUACACUGGACAAGAAGAGCAGACUGCUACUAAGGAUGCUUCCAAUGAGGAGUCUGAAUCAAUUCCAGAGUAUACAGCUGAAGAGGAGCGAGAGGACAACAGGUUAUGGAGAACGGUGGUUAUUGGAGAACAAGAACAAAGAAUUGAUAUGAAAGUCAUUGAACCUUACAAAAAGGUCAUAUCACAUGGAGGAUAUUAUGGCGAUGGCCUGAAUGCUAUCAUUGUGUUUGCGGCGUGCUUCUUGCCAGACAGCAGUCGAACUGAUUACAACUAUGUAAUGGAAAAUCUUUUCCUCUAUGUAAUCAGUACUUUAGAGCUCAUGGUAGCUGAAGACUAUAUGAUUGUCUACUUGAAUGGAGCAACACCAAGAAGGAGGAUGCCUGGACUGGGCUGGAUGAAAAAAUGUUACCAGAUGAUUGAUCGACGAUUACGGAAGAAUUUGAAAUCAUUUAUAAUUGUUCAUCCAUCAUGGUUUAUCAGAACAAUUCUGGCUGUGACACGACCUUUUAUAAGCUCUAAGUUCAGCAGUAAGAUACAGUACGUCAACACGUUGGCAGAGCUUCGCGAGAUGAUUCCAAUGGAAUAUGUGCACAUACCAGACAGUAUUGUCAAGUAUGAUGAAGAGAAGUGUAUUAAAAGAAGAAUGAGACUGGAUGAAGAACUGAGGGAAACUUCAGAAACAGCUAAAACUAGCUGCCUCUCAAAUGAUCCAGAAAUUACUUCCGUGGAGCAGGACAUUGACAUGACCCUGAAAUAAAAAGCGUUGCUACCAGGCAUUUGAAGAAGAGGUUUCGUUUGGAUUUUCUUCACCUAGACACCUACAACCAUGGUGUACAAUAGGCAAUUUGGGUUAAUUUGGUUUGUUUAUGAUUUUUCUGUGUCAUUCACCAAUUUAAGAAGACCAAAAGGGCCAAUCUUGUUGCCAUGGAAACAGCAGAAUUUGUGACCUGUUUAUUUGUGUUGUUUUCAGAAAGAGACUUUUCUUUAGGAAAGCUAUAUCAUCUAGCAUUGGUUUCUAUGUAUGUGAGCAUUUUCUGUUUAAAAGGAUACCAUUUUAGCAACAGUGUGCCUCAUGAACAAGUCCAUGAGGAUGCAGAUUUUGUUUGGUUUUUGUCUUCAGCAUAUUAAUGUUUAUGCACAGCUGAACAGGAUAUUAUUGUUACAAUAAAUGUUAGCUUGGUUGUGUCACAGAGCAGCAACAACUUCAUUGAUUAAUAAUCAUUGUAGAAAUGAUGCAGGACUUUUUUGAAUUUGUGUGUUUCUUUCUGUCUGAAAAGUCUUUCCACAUUCAUUUAACCCUAAUGACUUUUUAAUUUGGUCACGGGAAACACUGAUAGGCUAAAAACAUAAGAAUUAGUCACCAAACAGACUUCCCAGAAGACAAAUGAGAAACUGAAAUUAAUUUUAUUUUAAUAAUUUAAGUCAGUAUUUUUAUUUUAGGGAUAGUUCUGAUAGAAGCAGCUGAUCCUGUAAAUUAUUGUCAUAUAUUCUAAAAACCUUGGAGCAUUAAUUUGUUAUUGUUGUUUUUAAAUCUCUUUUCCCAGAACUUCUUUGUUUUUUAAGUUACUGGUCUUCAAAUGGCAUCCUAACUUCAAUCAUAAAGGCUAUUAAUGCUAUGAAUACGAAACAAAUACUUAGUAUUUCCGACUAGCAACUGAAGAUGAAGAUUAAAUGUAUAAAUCUAUAGUUGGGAAUCACACUCAUUUGUCAGUAAUAGAUGUCAAAGUAUUAUUCAAAUUGUAUCUGAUAUUUAAAAAAUAAGUAUUACAGUGCAGUUUAUUUCUGUGUCAUAGAACACAGCAGUGAAAACAUUAAAAGUUGCUGUCUUGUGUACUGGCACAAAAGACAUUGCAGUCUAAGCCCUCAUAUUCAUUGGAAAAUUCUCUCCGACCAUUCUUUUGCAAGACAGUGCAAAUUAAUUGUUGAGUGAAUUCUGCUUGACGGCUUUAAAAAGGCAAGAGUCAAGGGUGUAACUAAUUCUUUCACUUCCCCUAAAGAACACAUCCGCUUAUCAAACCUGCUGACUCACCUGCGUUUUGGGAUGUCCUGAGAGAAUUAACAGUGUUACGCACUUUCCAAAAUACUAUUCUUGUUUUCAGGAGAUUCUCAUUUGCCCUGGAGUUACAUCUGUGGAUUCUCUGCUUUCUCUGUUAAGAAGUCUGUAGUUGUAACAAUUGAAGAUAAUUUGCACCUUCUUUCAAUGUGUGCACUAACUCCAGUCCUGCUUCCAGUCCGGAAUUAUUAAUUAAAGAGAAGACAAGCAAAGGUUUUUAUGGGGAAUAAAGUUUAAGGAAAAGGCAGGACAGCACGAGCCUACUGAGAAUGAAAAUUACAUUUCAUCCUUCAUUUAAAAGAUUGAUGUUUUUGUUCUGUGGUUUGCACAUUUCCAUCUGUGUCAAUUUGUAUCUUAUAUUUGCAAGGUAGUCUGCAGGCAGGAAAGCAAGCAUCCAUCACUGUGCACACAGUUGUUCAGCUGCUGUAAUAGAGAUGGACAAAAUUGUCAGAAAGGCAAGAACAUGCCAAAUGCUUUCUUACCUGCCAGCAUCAAAACUGAGAUACCUGCACCUCUGCAGUCUUUGCUCUGUGCUGGCAGGUGGUGCGCAGUAUCUGUCACACUGGCUAGGCUGUCGUAUGGCAUCUUUCUGUUGGUUCCUGUUAAUGUUCACAGAGAAAGGGCCUAAUCCUGCUGACCAUUGUUGCUGCUCUGUAACCUUUAAAUUAGGAUCUGAUAGUUUCCACCAUAUCUCAGAUAUUUGAAUCUUGGCUUGUGUCUGCCUUAUAUAAGUGCUGUCACUUAGUAUAUUGGGGAUAAUGUUUUAUGUACAGAUUAAUAUUUGUAUUAACUUCCAGAUGCUAAUUAAGCUUCACCUAGAUCUAAACUAUUAAAAGCAUUUAGUAGCAUGAAGUCACAUCUUCUGUAGACCUGUAGUUUAAGCCACCUAGAAUGAGCCAGACAAUUUGUGUUAUGCUAUAGGUGAGAGAAGUGUUUGUAAAAAAAAAAAGUUCACCACAAAGCAGAAGUUCAGCACAAAUCUUUAUGUGCUGUUUAAGACCUAAGCGGGAUAUAACUGAUUUGUGUUUCAGCUCAGAGGUGAAUUUAAUUCUGAAGGCUUUGUGUAAAAUUACUAAACAGCAAAGCUAUAUGUGAAUUAACAUGAUUAAUGUGGGUGGACUAAUAGUGGCAGUCUGAGAUGAAAGGAAUUUGUUUAAGCCAAACGUCACAUUAAAAAAAAAUGGGGGAUCAAUGUGAUGGUGCAAAAACGAUUGCAAGAUCAAGGUGUGGUUAUCUUUGCUUAUUAAUAUAUUUUGAAAAGUUUUUUAAUGUUAUGAGAUGGCAAUUCUAUAUUAUCCUAACAAUAAUGUAUCAAUAUUUAUAAAUUGGUAGUUUGUUGAAGAGGAACAUAGUAAGUAUAAUUGCACAGAUAUAAUCUUUUAUAUAUGGAUUUUUUCUACUGUGUAUCAGAGUGCUCAGAUAAAAUAUAAAUUAACAGUUGGGUUUUUUUUUUUGUUAAAAUACCUAUGCUGACUUAAACUAUAGAUUAGGCAAUACAAGGGUAUCUAAUAUCAUUGUAUGCAUAUAUAUACAUCAGAAUCAGAAAUAAAGAUCUGCAGCCCACCA